Molecule: messenger RNA, 2783 nt
Organism: Spea bombifrons (plains spadefoot toad)
Lineage: Eukaryota; Metazoa; Chordata; Amphibia; Anura; Pelobatidae
Gene: LDB3
Product: LIM domain binding 3
Exons: 10
Coding region: 135-1007 (290 amino acids)
Biological process (GO): actin cytoskeleton organization; muscle structure development; heart development
Cellular component (GO): filamentous actin; Z disc; stress fiber
Molecular function (GO): muscle alpha-actinin binding; actin binding
Source: RefSeq, a predicted model, not a curated record
GUCAAACUGGAUGCAGGGAUCAGAUAAAUGUGCUUAUGGGGCAAGUGUUGAGCUGCAGUACGAGAGGACGAGCGGGGAACAGCUGAACAGCGCCCAGAGCCUAAGCGGCUGUGCUAAAAAAAAGUUAGCGAAAAAUGGCUUACAAUGUAUCGCUCGCCGGACCCGGCCCAUGGGGCUUCCGUCUUCAAGGAGGAAAAGACUUCAAUAUGCCCUUGACCAUCUCGAGAGUCACCCCCGGCAGUAAAGCAGCACAGUCCAACGUGAACCAAGGAGAUUUGGUGGUGGCCAUCGACGGAGUAAGCACCGAUGGAAUGACUCACUUGGAGGCUCAGAAUAAGAUCAAGUCUGCCAGUUACAACCUGGGUCUCACCCUUCAAAAAUCAAAGCGUCCAGGGCCAGUGCCAAUGGCCACACCUCGAAUGGACUCGCCAAUGCCCGUGAUCCCUCAUCAGAAGGUCAUAGCCAACACCGUCGCCAACUCCGAGUUUGUGGAACGCUUCAACCCCAAUGUCCUGAAAGACUCGGCGCUCUCCACCCACAAGCCCAUCGAGGUGAAGGGUCCCGGAGGGAAAGCCACAAUCAUUCAUGCUCAAUAUAACACCCCGAUCAGCAUGUAUUCACAAGAUGCUAUCAUGGACGCCAUUGCUGGCCAGGCACAGGCCAGAGGCAGCGACCUCAGCGGUGAGCCCGAAGCUUCGUUGGUUAACCUGCCUGUUAAAGAUCCUCAUGUAGACAUUGCUUCUCCAGUGUAUCAGGCUGUGCUUAAAACUCAGGGCAAAAGUGAAAACGAGAUCGACGACUGGGCGCGCCGAGCUGCGAAUCUGCAGUCCAAAUCCUUCCGUGUCCUGGCGCAGCUGACUGGAACGGAAUACAUGCAAGAUCCUGAUGAAGACGCCCUAAGAAGAUCAAGGGAAAAGUUUGAAACGGAACGUAACAGCCCACGCUUUGCUAAAUUACGUACCUGGCAUCACGGCCUUUCAGCCCAAAUCCUUAACGUUAAAAGUUAAACGCCCCCCCCCCGUAACACGGUAUUAAAUGGAAAGGCACAACACACCGUACUGCAUUACCAUCCAUUAAAAAGAUUCACCCUAUAAAUAAACCUAUAAAUAUAUAAAUAGACAACACAGGGAUAUGUUCUUGCAGUGCCUGUCAGGAUUUUCCUUUCUGUAUCAAGUUGUUUAACUCGCCAUUAUCAAAUAAGAGAGAAAUAAAAUAUAUAUAUAUAUAAUAAUAAAUAAUAAAAUAAUGCUUGUAAAGAGAUUAUCAUAUGCUUUAUGUUGUAUUUGGGAUUCUAGAAUUAAAAGAAAGCGAUAGUGCUGAUGAAACGCUAAAUUCUGCUGUAUUUCAAUUUCCUUUAAAAAACAAAAUCAAUAAAAAAAAAUAAAAAAGAUAAAAGUAACCUUUGUCAGGUUUUGUGUUAUUAUUGUAUAUACUGCUGGUCUGGAGAUUGGAAAGUGGAGGCAGCCAUGCUUAUGUAGGCUCACGUAGGAAAUGGAUAUGGCCGUAGUGGUCCAAAAGAAGAUGGAGGCUUACGUUGAAGGACGAUACCUUUAACUGGGCCAACAUAGAAGAAAGAUGCAGUCUUAUCAGCCUUCAGGACCUUCGAGGUUUCUUCUCCAGGUUAAAGGAGAACUGGGACCUCAAGACCUCCGAGGUCCCAAAAGGCUAUGUGACUCUAUAUCUCUUUUUUGGCCCAAUAAAAGGAAUCACCUUGAAAUGCGUACGAAGGAUGCACAUCUGUAGGUUAGCAGUAGAAUCUGGUUUGGUUGGCUAGGGUCAAAGUCUUGCGUAGUUGGGUUUCGAAGUGCCAUCAAAGUAUAUACAAUCAAAGAACAUUGAUUUAGCUUAUGCUUUGGGUUCUUGUAGCUAAAGGGAAGGGAUAACAGAGAUACAGCUGGCCAGCUUAGUCCUGGACAUUCAAAUUGUCUCUACUUCACCGGUUGAUGACAAGAACUCAGAAGUCAACAUGUUUUUUGUGGAACUCCAAGAAAUAAUCUUGGUGUCCACUUCAGGUCAAAGACUUCCUCGUCUUUGCGAGGUUUGAAGUCCUAUAUGGGUUUGAUCUGUACAUGUAGACAUCUCCCAAAGGUUGUCGGCUUUGGUAAUGUUCAAGGCGCUAGUUGGUUGAAUGUUUCGAGUUGGCUCCAGUUGAGGCCUUGCUAGUUUGGGUAGUUAGGUGGUUAGCGACACAUCUACAUUUUGCUAUUCAUAUAUAACACGUAAUCAUUAUAUGUAUAUAUUACACAAGGCAGGAGAAGAUACUUUAAGACUCGGAGCAGAAGGUUGCUAAUUGUCUCAGUGGUAUAGAAUCACGUUGACCUCGUAGGCUGCCAGGUUGGGAUUCCAUACUACGACCUAAAUGCUUGGUCCCAUAUAAUGUAAUACAUAUUCUUGGCUCUAUUAUACUUUUUAUCAUUUCGAAAGGACUGCAUAUGUUGUGUUUCCUAAAUUCCGAUCUGCCUACUUCUGUACCGAGUUUAAAAAAAAAAAAUUAUAUAUUUUUUUUAAAAGGCUUGUAAAGAUUUGCUGUGAAAUAAGAUAUAUCAGGGCUUUUGUCCCCUUGAAUGUACUAAUACUAUUAGGCUGAAUUCAAAAAGGAUGUUUAUAUGUGAUUAAUAUCAGUACGAUGCCCAUGUAAUGUAAGAUACUGAUUCUAUCAGCUUCAUUAUUAAUGUUGCUUUCGAUUUUAACAUUUAUUUUGUUUAUUGCUACUGCUUAUACAUUCUCUGUACCGAUAGCGGCAAUUUUUGUGGUUGUGAAAAUAAACCAAAAAAUUAAAUAAA